AUGGCUGAUCCUUAAUAAUAUAAAGUACUUUGUAGUCUAGGAUAUGGAUCUGAACAUAUAGUAUAUAAAGCAGAGCUUAAUUUAAAUUCAUAGUUAUAUGCAAUAAAACUGGAAAAAUGUCCUGGUGUAGGAUAGUUAAAAAAUGAGAUAGAAAUGCUAUAAAAAUUAAGUGGAGUUGAAGGAAUUCCAUAAAUCAAAUAAUUUGGAUAAACUUUAGAGAAUAGGUAAUAUUUAAAUUAAUUGAUUAGGUACUUUUUAAUAGUACCAUUAUAUCAUAGUAACUUAUUAGACUUAGCAAAAUCUCGAAAGCUAUCUUUAACUUAAAUUUUAAGUAUAGGGUUGAGAAUAAUUGAAAUAAUUGAAAAAGUCCAUAAAAAAAAAAUAUUACAUCUUGAUAUAAAACCAGAGAAUAUAAUGUUAUCUUAAUAAUGUUUAAAUGAUUAAGAUAUCUUAUAACCUGGAUUUAUUUAAUUAAUUGACUUUGGAUUAUCUUAAUAAUUUAAUAAGGAUUCAGAAUCUUUAAAAGAUGUGUUUAUUGGUUCAUUAAAUUUUGCUAGUAGAUCUUCUCAUAAUGGAACACCACUUGGAUAUAAAGAUGAUUUAGAAAGUUUAUUAUAUGUAUUAUUUUACAUUCGAGAUUGUAAUUAAUUAAUUAUAUAAAUUUAGUAAGAUUACCAUGGUCUGAGAAAAGGUUUUGGGGGUUUAAAGAAGUUGAUUUUAAAUUAGUAGGAUAAACAAAGUCUUCUUUCUUCAAAUCUAAUGACUUUUAAUCAUAAUCAUUACUAAACUUUGAACCUUUUAUGUCUUAUAUCAAUUAAUUAACAUAUGAUAUAAUGCCAGAUUAUGAUUAUAUCAAAUCACUAUUUACUUAGAUGAUCUCAAAAUCAUAUACUAUGUAAUCUAUAUUUAAACAUGAUAAAUAAUAAACAUUUUCUAAUUCAUAUUAUGUAGACUCAAUAAUUAUUAGUUCAGACACCAUCUAAAUGUAAAUUGAUAAUAUACCAAAAUCUAAUAAUCAUUAGGAUAUUUAAGAUGAUAUUUUUCAUGAUAGCACCUCUACUUUAAUCUCCAAAAUUAUUGGAAAAUAUAAUACACAUUAAAUUAAGUCAAUUAAAGAUAUUUAAUAUUGA
This is a messenger RNA of Paramecium sonneborni, 1130 nucleotides long. Lineage: Eukaryota; Ciliophora; Oligohymenophorea; Peniculida; Parameciidae. The record is from the annotation of a GenBank genome assembly.